Messenger RNA from Piliocolobus tephrosceles (Ugandan red Colobus), 2790 nucleotides. RefSeq names its product stereocilin-like. The transcript is spliced from 21 exons. Lineage: Eukaryota; Metazoa; Chordata; Mammalia; Primates; Cercopithecidae. Gene Ontology annotation, biological process: cell-matrix adhesion. The record is from RefSeq and is a predicted model, not a curated record. Gene Ontology annotation, cellular component: stereocilium tip; kinocilium; cell surface.
AUGGGAGAGGCAAGUGGAGUUGGAAAGCCUGGGGGAGCUGCAGGAGAGACAGAGAAGACAGCUCUGUUGGCAUAUUGUCUUUCUUCCCACCAGCCUGUGCUGUGGGAUCUGCUCCAGAGGGAAAAGAGUGUUUGGGCUCUGCAGAUCCUAGUGCAGGCAUACCUGCAUAUGCCCCCAGAAAACCUCCAGCAGCUGGUGCUUUCGGCAGAGAGGGAGGCUGCACAGGGCUUCCUGACACUCAUGCUGCAGGGGAAGCUGCAGGUACCACCAUCCGAGGAGCAGGCCCUGGGUCGCCUGACAGCCCUGCUGCUCCAGCGGUACCCGCGCCUCACCUCCCAGCUCUUCAUUGACCUGUCACCACUCAUCCCUUUCUUGGCUGUCUCUGACCUGAUGCGCUUCCCACCAUCCCUGUUAGUCAACGACAGUGUCCUGGCUGCCAUCCGGGAUUACAGCCCAGGAAUGAGGCCUGAACAGAAGGAGGCUCUGGCAAAGCGUCUACUGGCCCCUGAACUGUUUGGGGAAGUGCCUGCCUGGCCCCAGGAGCUGCUGUGGGCAGUGCUGCCCCUCCUCCCCCACCUCCCUCUGGAGAACUUUCUGCAGCUCAGCCCUCACCAGAUCCAGGCCCUGGAGGAUAGCUGGCCAGCAGCAGGUCUGGGGCCAGGGCAUGCCCGCCAUGUGCUGCGCAGCCUGGUAAACCAGAGUGUCCAGGAUGGUGAGGAGCAGGUACGCAGGCUUGGGCCCCUCGCCUGUUUCCUGAGUCCUGAGGAGCUGCAGAGCCUAGUGCCCCUGAGUGAUCCGAUGGGGCCAGUAGAACGGGGGCUGCUGGAAUGUGCAGCCAACGGGACCCUCAGCCCGGAAGGACGGGUGGCAUAUGAACUUCUGGGGGUAUUGCGCUCAUCUGGAGGAGCGGUGCUGAGCCCCCGGGAGCUGCGGGUCUGGGCCCCUCUCUUCCCUCAGCUGGGCCUCCGCUUCCUGCAGGAGCUGUCAGAGCCCCAGCUUAGAGCCAUGCUUCCUGUCCUGCAGGGAGCUAGUGUUACACCUGCUCAGGCUGUCCUGCUGCUUGGACGGCUCCUUCCUAGGCAUGAUCUAUCCCUGGAGGAAUUCUGCUCCUUGCACCUUCUGCUGCCCGGCCUCAGCCCCCAGACACUCCAGGCCAUCCCUAGGCGAGUCCUGGUUGGGGCUUGUUCCUGCCUGGCCCCUGAACUGUCACGCCUCUCAGCCUGCCAGACCGCAGCACUACUGCAGACCUUUCGAGUUAAAGAUGGCGUUAAAAAUAUGGGUGCAACAGGUGCCGGUCCAGCUGUGUGUAUCUCUGGUCAGCCUGUUCCCACCACCUGGCCAGACUGCCUGCUUCCCCUGCUCCCAUUAAAGCUGCUACAACUGGAUUCCUUGGCUCUUCUGGCAAACCGAAGACACUACCGGGAGCUGCCCUGGUCUGAGCAGCAGGCACAGUUUCUCUGGAAGAAGAUGCAAGUACCCACCAACCUGACCCUCAGGGAUCUACAGGCUCUGGGCACCCUGGCAGGGGGCAUGUCCUGUGAGUUUCUGCAGCAGAUCAACUCCAUGGUAGACUUCCUUGAAGUGGUGCACAUGAUCUAUCAGCUGCCCACUAGAGUUCGAGGGAGCCUGAGGGCCUGUAUCUGGGCAGAGCUACAGCGGAGGAUGGCAAUGCCAGAACCAGAAUGGACAACUCUAGGGCCAGAACUGAAUGGGCUGGAUAGCAAGCUACUCCUGGACUUACCAAUCCAGUUGAUGGACAGACUAUCCAAUGAAUCCAUUAUGUUGGUGGUGGAGCUGGUGCAGAGAGCUCCAGAGCAGCUGCUGGCACUGACCCCACUCCACCAGGCAGCCCUGGCAGAGAGGGCACUACAAAACCUGGCUCCAAAGGAGACUCCACUCUCAGGGGAAGUGCUGGAGACCUUAGGCCCUUUGGUUGGAUUCCUGGGGAUAGAGAGCACACGACAGAUCCCCCUACACAUCCUGCUGUCCCAUCUCAGUCAGCUGCAAGGUUUCUGCCUAGGAGAGACAUUUGCCACAGAGCUGGGAUGGCUGCUAUUGCAGGAGUCUGUUCUUGGGAAACCAGAGUUGUGGAGCCAGGAUGAAGUAGAGCAAGCUGGACGCCUAGUAUUCACUCUGUCUACUGAGGCAAUUUCCUUGAUCCCCAGGGAGGCUUUGGGUCCAGAGACCCUGGAGCGGCUUCUAGAAAAGCAGCAGAGCUGGGAGCAGAGCACAGUUGGACAGCUGUGUAGGGGGCCACAGCUGGCUGCGAAGAAAGCAGCCCUGGUAGCAGGGCUGGUGUGACCAGCUGCUGAGGAUCUUCCAGAACCUGUGCCAAAUUGUGCAGAUGUACGAGGGACAUUCCCAGCAGCCUGGUCUGCAACCCAGAUUGCAGAGAUGGAGCUCUCAGACUUUGAGGACUGCCUGACACUAUUUGCAGGGGACCCAGGACUUGGGCCUGAGGAACUGCGGGCAGCCAUGGGCAAAGCAAAACAGUUGUGGGGUCCCCCCCGGGGAUUUCGUCCUGAGCAGAUCCUGCAGCUCGGUCGGCUCUUAAUAGGUCUAGGAGAUCGGGAACUACAGGAGCUGAUCCUAGUGGACUGGGGAGUACUGAGCACCCUGGGGCAGAUAGAUGGCUGGAGCUCCACUCAGGUAACACAUUUCCUCCUCCCUACCACUUCCCAAACACCCAUCCCACAGACACAGCCCUGUAGAUCAUCUAAAGCCCAAGGAAUUUUUUCCUGUGACCUUACCUGGUCAUUCUUUCUAUCUUUUGUUGAGACCCCCUACUAG